Molecule: messenger RNA, 3627 nt
Organism: Talaromyces marneffei
Lineage: Eukaryota; Fungi; Ascomycota; Eurotiomycetes; Eurotiales; Trichocomaceae
Exons: 9
Coding region: 1-3627 (1208 amino acids)
Biological process (GO): intracellular protein transport; retrograde vesicle-mediated transport, Golgi to endoplasmic reticulum; endoplasmic reticulum to Golgi vesicle-mediated transport
Cellular component (GO): COPI vesicle coat
Molecular function (GO): protein binding; structural molecule activity
Source: RefSeq, a predicted model, not a curated record
AUGUCGGCUCCAACAAUGCUCACAAAGUUUGAAAGCAAGUCGUCCAGAGCUAAAGGUCUUGCUUUCCACCCUACACGUCCAUGGCUCCUUGUUUCGCUCCAUUCCAGCACAAUUCAAUUAUGGGAUUACCGCAUGGGUACACUGAUCGACCGUUUCGAAGAACACGAUGGCCCUGUUAGAUCCGUGGCUUUCCAUCCUACGCAAAAUAUAUUCGUUAGUGGAGGAGAUGAUUAUAAGAUUCGACUGUGGUCGUUACAGAGCCGGAAGAGCAUUGCUGUGUUGUCAGGGCAUCUUGAUUAUGUUCGAACUGUUGCUUUCCAUCAUGAAUUACCUUGGAUCUUGUCAUGCUCCGACGAUCAGACCAUUCGAAUUUGGAACUGGCAAAACCGAAGCCUCAUCGCUACCUUGACCGGUCACAACCACUAUGUCUGGUGCGCACAAUUCCACCCCAAAGAAGACCUCAUCGUAUCCGCCUCCCUCGACCAGUCUGUUCGCGUUUGGGAUAUCUCCGGCUUGCGCAAGAAACACUCCGCACCGACCUCGAUGAGCAUCGAAGAUCAAAUGGCUAGAGCAAACAGUCAGGCGGACAUGUUCGGUAACACCGAUGCUGUUGUUAAAUUUAUUCUCGAAGGUCACGACCGAGGAGUGAACUUUUGCGCUUUCCACCCAACCCUGCCACUUAUUGUUUCAGCUGGUGAUGAUCGACUAGUUAAGCUAUGGAGAAUGAGUGAUACCAAGGCUUGGGAAGUUGACACUUGUCGCGGACAUUUUCAGAACGCUUCGGCAUGUAUCUUCCACCCUCACCAAGAUCUCAUCCUUUCCGUCGGCGAAGAUAAAACUAUACGUGUCUGGGACCUUAAUAAGCGUACUUCGGUCCAAUCGUUCAAGCGCGACCUCGACCGAUUCUGGAUUAUAGCCGCUCACCCAAAAAUUAAUCUUUUCGCCGCGGGUCACGAUACCGGUGUGAUGGUCUUCAAAUUGGAGAGGGAACGUCCGGCACACACCCUUCACCAGAACCAGCUUUUCUAUGUUACGAAAGAGAAACAAGUGAAAUCAUAUGACUUUACGAAGAACACCGAGUCUCAGCCUCUGCUCUCGCUGCGCAAACUUGGCGCCCCAUGGGUUCCCCUGCGAACAAUUUCAUAUAAUCCCGCCGAGCGUGCAAUCCUGGUGACUACGCCUGCCGAGAACGGCACAUACGAGCUUAUUCAUCUUCCACGGGACGGUACAGGCGCUGUUGAGCCAACAAACUCAUUGCGCGGACAAGGAAACUCGGCUGUAUUUGUUGCCAGGAACCGAUUUGCUGUUUUUAACCAGGCCAAUCAGACGGUCGAUAUCAAAGAUUUGAGCAACUCGACUACAAAAUCAAUUAAAACACCAACCGGUACAACGGACAUUUACUUCGGUGGAUCUGGCGCUCUCCUUUUCAUUACGCCAACAUCUGUCAGCCUGUUUGAUAUCCAGCAGAAGAAGCAAUUGGCCGAACUUGCUGUGUCUGGUGUCAAAUAUGUUGUAUGGUCAAAUGACGGCCUCCAUGCCGCACUCCUCAGCAAACACAAUGUCACCAUUGUGACCAAGAACUUACAACAGUUGAGUUCCAUCCACGAAACUAUCCGCAUCAAGAGCGCUACCUGGGACGAUUCUGGUAUUCUCUAUUACUCCAGCUUGAACCACAUCAAAUUCUCUCUGUUGAACGGUGACAAUGGUAUUAUCCGCACCUUGGACCAAACCGUCUACCUUGUUAAGGUAAAGGGACGAAAUGUAUACUGCCUUGACCGAAACGCGAAACCCCAGAUUUUCGAGAUUGAUCCGACAGAGUUCCGUUUCAAGAGUGCAUUGGUGAAGAGGAACUACGAUGAGAUGCUUCAUCUUAUCAAGACGUCUAGCUUAGUUGGUCAAAGUAUCAUUGCUUAUCUCCAGAAGAAGGGAUACCCGGAGAUUGCUCUUCAGUUCGUUCAAGAUCCUCAGACUCGCUUCGAGCUGGCUAUCGAAUGUGGAAACUUGGAUGUUGCUAUUGAGACAGCCAAGGAGAUUGAUCGACCCAAGCUGUGGAGUCGUCUGGCAACUGAAGCCCUUGCUCACGGUAACCAUCAGACCGUGGAAAUGGGAUAUCAGAAGCAGAGAUUGUUCGACAAGCUGUCAUUCCUGUAUCUCUCCACAGGAGAUCAAGAGAAACUUUCAAGGAUGGCCAAGAUUGCCACUCACCGAAAUGACUUUACUUCGCGCUUCCAGAACGCUAUCUACAGAGGCGAUGUUGAAGAUAGGAUCGAGAUGUUCAAGGAAGUUGAUCUUUAUCCUCUUGCGUACGUUACUGCCAAAGCUCACGGAUUGACCGAAGAAGCGGAGUCUAUCCUUGAAACUUGUGGUCUUACCGAAGAUCAAAUCAAGUUGCCCACCAUUGGCGAAUUCGAACAGACCCCCGUGCCCAUUGUUCCUACUUUCAAGGCCAACUGGCCUACAAAGGCUGCUGGGCACUCUGCUUUCGAGAAGGCGCUUCUUGGUGAAGUUGGCGGAGCCGAGGAAGAGGCUGCUCUGGACAUUGAGGAGGAGGAAGAGGAGGCUGCAGCUGCAGGUCAGGACGUUCUUGAGGAAGAGGAAGAAGAUGUUGCUGGCUGGGACAUGGGUGACGAGAUUGCCGUUGAAGAAGUGAAUGACUUUGUUAGCGUCGAGAACGUAGAUGCUGGGGCAUCAAUUUCAGAAGCCGAUCUCUGGGCUCGGAACUCUCCAUUGGCCGCGGAUCAUGUGGCAGCAGGAUCUUUCGACACGGCCAUGCAGCUCCUCAAUCGUCAAGUGGGAGCUGUGCAAUUUGCUCCUCUUAAGUCGAGAUUCAUGGAGAUUUACACCGCUUCAAGAACAUAUCUUCCUGCUUCCACCGGUCUGCCUCCACUGGUGAACUACGUUCGCAGGACAGUCGAUGAAACAGACUCCCGCAAAGUUCUCCCAAUCAUCCCUCGGGAUCUCGAAACCAUUGCCAGUGUCGAUCUGCAAGAGGGAUAUGCAGCUAUGCGAUCCAAUAAACUCGAAGAGGGUGUUAAGAUCUUCAAACGUAUCUUGCACACACUGCUUGUCAAUGUCGUUUCUUCCGAAAGUGAGGUAGAACAAGCGAAGAAGAUCAUUGCCACUGCCAGAGAAUAUAUCCUCGCGAUGUCCAUUGAGCUUGAACGUCGUGCUACACCUACAGAGAAUCCUGAAGACCUUAAGCGAGCCCUUGAACUUUCCGCUUAUUUUACCAUUCCCAAGCUCGAGGUUGCUCACCGUCAACUAGCCUUGAUGGCCGCUAUGAAGCUGGCUUUCCAGAACAAGAAUUACUCUUCGGCUCUGAGCUUCGCCAACCGCAUGAUUGCCAACGGUGGGUCCGCCAAAUUGCUUGAGCAGGCCAAGAAGAUCAAAGCCCAAUGCGAGCGCAACCCGCACGACAAGAUUGAGGUCGACUUUGACCAAUUCGCCGAUUUUGAGAUUUGUGCCGCGUCAUACACACCCAUCUACAGCGGCUCCCCAAGUGUAUCGGACCCAUACACCGGUGCCAAGUAUCACGAACAAUACAAGGGAACGGUGGACCGCAUUGCAGAGGUUACCGAGAUUGGUGCUCCUGCAAGUGGUCUUCGACUUUUCGUGUCUGGUCUAUAG